AUGCCGUCUUCAUCCUACGAUUUCAUACAUAACCCGAGUCUGCCCUCCGACGAGGACAUCGUCGCCCGCUGCGAGGAGCACAAAUUCCCCCAGGGAAUCACCAUCACCGAUCCUUCUACUCAUUCAGAAAUCGCAUGGGUCAAAUGCGGUGUGAACGUUACCCUUGGCGAGGCGCACAUGCAGCAUUGGACAGCCAUGGCUCUUCGCGAGGCCGGCAUCUCAAGCGUACAAGUUGCUUCCGUUUUCCGUGCAUUUACGGCAGAUUAUCACGGGUGCCGCGUCGGAUACAUAACCAUGCAGUACAUCGAGGGCACAGACUGCGACUCGAAGGAUGUUGACCUCAUUGCGAGGGCUGUCGAGGCGUUGAUCAACCUCCGAGCACCAUCAACCGCGACACUCGGACACUUCGGCAGCGACACAAGUUCUAUUGUACACUCAUUCUUCCCUGAAUGGCUUCCGAACGCCGAUUAUAGAACCGACCAGGACUUCUAUGAUCACAUCCAAAAGAUUCUUAAAAUGCUGCGCAUCGACUUCCAAGGCGAUAUAUCGGAUUACGAUCGAUACCUCUGUCUUUCCGAUUUCAACCCUGGUAAUUUCAGGAAGAGUACGACCCCGGAUGGCCAGUCGGUAGUGGUGGUGUUGGACUUCGGGGCAACUUGCUUCAUGCCGCUUCCCUUCAUCGAGGUCGCACUCAAGAAAGAUCGGGACAUCUUUCGCCAAUCACUUAUCGAAAGGAUCAAGUAUCCUCGAGCGCGUUCGGAAGAUGUACAGGCUUUACUCUCCGCGUCGUAUCGGCUUGUUCAGUAUGGUUGGGGCCCAAUCGCACUCCCACCGGGCGUCAGCCCCAGAUUCGGCCGCAAAUGAUGUGUUGCUUUACCUUGAACGAAUACUUAGCUUUCUGUUGCUCUACGAGUCUUGGUCUAAGUUGCUGUCGUGACAUCGGAUACGCGUGAAUAUGUAAAAGACUUGUAUGUGAACUGACAUU
Stereum hirsutum FP-91666 SS1 is the source of this 985-nucleotide messenger RNA. RefSeq lists its product as uncharacterized. Lineage: Eukaryota; Fungi; Basidiomycota; Agaricomycetes; Russulales; Stereaceae. The record is from RefSeq and is a predicted model, not a curated record. The coding region runs from base 1 to 864 and encodes 287 amino acids. The transcript has 3 exons.